AUGGCGUCAGAUAAUUCGUCGAAUGUCUGUUCCAACCCUCCAGAUGAUGGACAAACAAGCAAGGAAAACGCCCGAAAGUGGCAGACGGUCUUUCGAGUGAGACUGAACCCACAGCCAGCACCAGCUCAGACUCGCAAUCUGGCGCCAGAGAAGAGGAAAUCUUCAGGAUUCCGUCCUCGUCGAUCUCACCGAAAGUCGAAGGCUGGCUGUCUCGUCUGCAAGAGGCGCAAAGUCAAGUGCGAUGAAGCAAGGCCCGGGUGCCAUAACUGUGCCAAUUACGGCGUGGCAUGUAACUAUCCUGCAGCUCUCACUCCUCCCAGUGCCAGCAAGGAUAUUACAACAGUUACGACGAGUGGCCCAAGUAGGGCCAUGUUUUCCAUGUCCCUCGAUAACUUGGCCGCUAAGAUUGAGGAGACGUUAAGGAUGCACUCAGACUCGGACUACUACAACACUGUAGAGUCAAUCUCCACCCCUGCAAUCCGCAAAGUUAUGCGGACAGAGGCCAUACGUGUUGCUUUCUCGAAUCCGCAUCUUAUGCAUACCAUAAUUGGCGUAUCACUUCUCCACCUUAACCGCAUACUUCCCCCAUGCAAGGCCCGGGAGUUUGCAGAAGCUCACCACUGGCAAAAGGCUAUUCAAUCAUACCGAACAGCUCUCUGCUAUAAAGUCAGCCCUGCAAACGUUGACGCUCUCCUGACCACAUGCAUGCUCAUGCUCGUUAACUGCAUGUGCCCUCAGAACUUCCGACCAUGCGAUUCAUGGGUCCUAUCAUCCAAUCCGUCGGCCAUGAACUGGAUUUGUUUGCAGAAUGGCCUGCCAUACCUUCUAGAGCUCUCAGGCCCCAUCCUUCAUCUGAGUAUCUGGGGUCCGGCCUUUAAAGCUGCCGAUCAGGCACACGAGAUACUGCUGAACAAUUGCGAACGGGGAAGAGAAGGCAUGCAUCCAAGGUUGGCAGACUUCUGUGAGAUACAUGACUCAACCACCGCGGAGACGAGUCCGUAUUUCAAACCGCUUCAAGUUGCAAGCUCAAUGCUAGAGCUAGAGAAGAGUGCUACAACUUCUGGGUACUUUUCAUCCUUUCUUGGUCAUUUAGACCAAAGAUAUAUUGCCCUGUUAAGGGCCAAAGAUGCGCGGGCACUAAUUAUACUGGCCCAUUGGAUGGGCAUUAUGUGCUUGAUAUCGCACUGGGAGCCUUGGGUAGAAGGGAGACUCAGAGCGGAGUGUAUCGCCAUAUGCAUUUACUUCACUCCCAGUGCAGAUACCGAGCUCCUAGAGCUGCUCAAGUUUCCCUCGAUCGCUUCUGGGUUUACAGAUGCCGGAGAUACUGCUACACAGGGAUAG
Molecule: messenger RNA, 1341 nt
Organism: Arthroderma uncinatum
Lineage: Eukaryota; Fungi; Ascomycota; Eurotiomycetes; Onygenales; Arthrodermataceae
Product: C6 zinc finger domain-containing protein
Exons: 4
Coding region: 1-1341 (446 amino acids)
Biological process (GO): regulation of transcription by RNA polymerase II
Molecular function (GO): DNA-binding transcription factor activity, RNA polymerase II-specific; zinc ion binding
Source: RefSeq, a predicted model, not a curated record